Molecule: messenger RNA, 942 nt
Organism: Phacochoerus africanus (Common warthog)
Lineage: Eukaryota; Metazoa; Chordata; Mammalia; Artiodactyla; Suidae
Product: olfactory receptor 8K5-like
Biological process (GO): sensory perception of smell; G protein-coupled receptor signaling pathway
Cellular component (GO): membrane
Molecular function (GO): odorant binding; olfactory receptor activity; G protein-coupled receptor activity
Source: RefSeq, a predicted model, not a curated record
UACAUGGGCCAACAGAAUCUAUCAUUGCUGACUGAAUUCAUUCUGAUGGGAGUCACAAGGCAGCCUGAGCUUCAGGCUCCCCUUUUUGGAAUCUUCCUCAUCAUCUACACCAUCACAGUGGUGGGAAAUCUGGGCAUGAUCAUCUUGACCCAAAUGGAUUCCCACCUACACACCCCUAUGUACUUUUUUAUCAAACACCUUGCUUUCAUUGAUCUUGGUAAUUCUACAGUCAUUUGUCCCAAGAUGCUUGUAAAUUUUGUUGUGGAUCCAAAUACCAUUUCCUAUUAUGCAUGUGCCACACAGUUAUUCUUCCUUAUGUUCAUCAUCAGUGAAUUUUUUAUCUUGGCAGCCAUGGCCUGUGACCGUUUUGUGGCCAUCUGUAACCCCCUUCUCUACAAUGUCAUCAUGUCCCAAAGACUUUGCCAUAUGCUGGUAGGCAUUCCAUACCUCUAUGGUACUUUUCAGGCACUAAUGUUCACUAUUAAGAUUUUUACAUUGACCUUCUGUGGCUCUAAUGUCAUCAGUCAUUUCUAUUGUGAUGAUGUUCCCUUGGUACUUAUGCUCUGCUCAAAUGCACAAGAAAUAGAAUUGUCGACCAUAUUAUUUUCAGCAUUUAAUUUGAUCUCUUCCCUCUUGGUCAUCCUAGUGUCCUACCUAUUGAUCCUGAUAGCCAUAUUUCGAAUGCAUUCUACAAAGGGCAGGAAAAAAGCUUUCUCUACAUGUGGUUCUCAUCUGACAGUUGUGGUUGUGUUCUAUGGGUCUCUAUUAUUUAUGUACAUGCAGCCCAAAUCCACUCACUCCUUUGAUACUGAUAAAAUGGCCUCUGUGUUUUACACUUUAGUAAUCCCUAUGCUUAACCCCUUGAUCUAUAGCUUAAGGAACAAAGAAGUAAAAAAUGCCUUCUACAGGGUCUUUAAGAAUCAAUGCAAGCUUUGUAUCUAA